CUCAAUAGAAGCGCAAGAUACCAAGUUGAUUUAUGGUAUAUUUUAAUCUAUAUUGCUUUAGAAUUCAGUCAUUUCUUCGCUUUCUUUACGACAUUAGAGCUUUAAUGUUAAGAAGUAUUACUUUCACUAAUACGAUAAAAGGAGAUAAGCACGUUAAAGAGAAGCUUGAUUUUGGAGCUCUGGUGAAAAAAAUGAUACUUUCAUUACUCAAACUUCGAAUACAACACUUUUUUAAUGGUAGCUGAAAGAGCAAAACAUAAAGCGAUCAAAGACCAUUUUAGUUUUGGUCUUCAUCAAUGCCCAUGUAUUAGUCAAGCCGGUCAUAAAUAAGGAGAGAAACGCAAACUCAAAAUCCUUUAUUUUCAGAAUGAGUCGAAACAUGAAUGC
Molecule: messenger RNA, 387 nt
Organism: Gilbertella persicaria
Lineage: Eukaryota; Fungi; Mucoromycota; Mucoromycetes; Mucorales; Choanephoraceae
Exons: 2
Coding region: 33-245 (70 amino acids)
Source: RefSeq, a predicted model, not a curated record